CGCCCAACGCGGAAGCCGCUCGCUGCGCGCCGGGUCCGGCCGCGGGCUGAGCGCCGAGCCGCGGCGGGCGCCGGAUACCGGCCGGGGUGCGAGCGGAGCUCUUCGUCCCUCCUAAGCCGGACCGAGCGGGCGGAGCGGGGCCGAGCGCGGCGGCGGGCGGAGCGGGGCCGAGCGCGCCGGGGCCGCCGCCGUUGGGAUGCGGCUGCCUCCCCGGGCCGGCGAGUAGAGAGGGCGGGUCCCCGGCCUGGGAGCGCGACGGUGGAGGGGACCGAGGCGGCGGCCAUGGCGACCCCCGGCAACCUGGGGUCCUCCGUGCUGGCGAGCAAGACCAAGACUAAGAAGAAGCACUUCGUAGCGCAGAAAGUGAAGCUCUUUCGGGCCAGCGAUCCGCUGCUCAGCGUCCUGAUGUGGGGGGUAAACCACUCGAUCAAUGAACUGAGCCAUGUUCAAAUCCCUGUUAUGUUGAUGCCAGAUGACUUCAAAGCCUAUUCAAAGAUAAAGGUGGACAAUCACCUUUUUAACAAAGAAAACAUGCCGAGCCAUUUCAAGUUUAAGGAAUACUGCCCGAUGGUUUUCCGAAACCUGCGGGAGAGGUUUGGAAUCGAUGAUCAGGAUUUCCAGAAUUCCUUGACCAGGAGUGCACCCCUUCCCAACGACUCCCAGGCACGCAGCGGAGCUCGAUUCCACACAUCCUACGACAAAAGAUACGUCAUCAAGACCAUUACAAGUGAAGACGUGGCUGAAAUGCACAACAUCCUAAAGAAAUACCACCAGUAUAUAGUGGAAUGUCAUGGGAUCACCCUUCUUCCCCAGUUUUUGGGCAUGUACCGGCUUAAUGUUGAUGGAGUUGAAAUAUAUGUGAUUGUUACAAGAAAUGUGUUCAGUCAUCGUUUAUCUGUAUAUAGGAAAUACGACUUAAAGGGCUCUACAGUGGCCAGAGAAGCUAGUGACAAAGAAAAGGCCAAAGAACUGCCAACUUUAAAGGAUAAUGAUUUCAUUAAUGAGGGCCAAAAGAUUUAUAUUGAUGACAACAACAAAAAGGUGUUCCUGGAAAAACUGAAAAAGGAUGUUGAGUUUCUUGCCCAGUUAAAGCUCAUGGACUAUAGCCUGCUUGUGGGAAUCCACGACGUGGAGAGAGCUGAACAGGAAGAGGUGGAGUGUGAAGAGAAUGACGGGGAAGAGGAGGGGGAAAGCGAUGGUGCCCACCCCGUUGGAACUCCUCCAGACAGUCCUGGAAACACGCUAAACAGCUCCCCACCCUUGGCUCCAGGGGAGUUCGAUCCAAACAUUGAUGUUUAUGGAAUUAAGUGCCAUGAAAAUGCACCUAGAAAAGAGGUGUACUUCAUGGCAAUUAUCGACAUUCUGACUCAUUAUGAUGCAAAAAAGAAAGCUGCCCACGCUGCAAAAACUGUUAAGCAUGGCGCUGGUGCAGAGAUCUCGACCGUGAACCCAGAACAGUAUUCAAAGCGCUUCUUGGACUUUAUUGGCCACAUCUUGACGUAACCUCCUGCACAGUCUCAGAUGGACAUGAGCAUGGGAAGGACAGAGGUGACUUCAGUGUAUAAAAGAUGAAAACCAAACUCAGUGAAGCACACCACCUCGUUUACAUCUUAGGCCAAGAUGACUGAUUUGGGGGCUACUCGCUUUAACAGCUACCUGAUAUUUCCCAGCAUCAUUCUAGCUAUUUCUGACGUGUGUGUGUGUGUGUGUGUGUUGUGUGUGUGUUGUGUGUGUGUUGUGUGUGUAUAUCUUCAAAAUUAAUUAAUUAAUGAAAACCGAUCAGCUUCAAUCAGAGUGUGUUUGGGCAACCACCCUCUGAUUCCAGCUGUGGACGAGUGAAUGAAUGAAUGAAUGAAUGAGCCUAUGCGGGGGGAGGGGAAAAGGAAAUGCAUGUCAGACCAACCAUGUUGGCAUCACACGAUAAACUGUAGAUCAGUUUACUUUUUGGAGUUGAAAUAUGUGAGACAGUAUUCAUAAUAAUAAUGAAGAUAAUAAUAAUGAUGAUAAUAAUAAUGAUGGUGAUUAAAAGAAAAAACUUAACCAUGAAUGUUACACUCCUACCACGCACGCUGACACUCCUUAAUAGUUGCACCCCAAGCCUCUGGCACUGGACAGAGGAGUGCUGGCAUCUCCUGCGGGUCCUGGUUCAGGGUUCUGCUCCACACGGUGUCAGGACUUCUGAUGUCCCAGGACAAAUGCCCCUCCUCCAGCAAGAAGCUGAUGCCCCUAGUGAUUCUAUUUGUACAUUUUCACCUCAGUAAAUACAUCCAGGAAAACUGCUUACUUCCCUUUUCUUGCCUGGAGCUUCUUUACUGUUACACUUAUUUUGCAACAUAAGAAUUAAUGCUACAAAAUAAAAAUAAAGCUUACCUGAAAAGUGCAUAGUUUGGGGCAAUGGUAUCUACAUCUCCCGUGGUGGGAAGGUGAGCAAAGCAUUAGAACACUCAAUUCUCCUGUUCUGAUUACAAAUCUGAAUUAUAAGAUGUUUAUGUUUGACCAUUGUUUAAACAGUGGUAUUUCGUUAUGAAUUAUCCCUUUAACUGAAACCCUCGAUAUUACUGUUUACAUUAUUAGGAAAACAGGGAUAUUUUUGAAUCUAAAAAUUUAAUGUACAGCAUGUGAUUUUUGAAGUUUACAUGUAAAGUCAUUUUACAGUGUAGGUGAAUUAAUGUUUGUCAUAUUUUGAAGUGUAACCUGCAGUCAUAUUUUGGGGUGAAUGUUUUAUUCAAAGUACAUGGUAGGCAGUCUUUCACAAUUAAAGGAAAAGAAUUGUUUUUGUUUCUUCCAAAUGUACAUUUAUGAACCUAAUGAUUUUUUUAAUGCUUAACCCAAAUCUGGUUAUGUAAGUUCAUUGCCCUAAACUGUGCUGAUGUGUUUAAUCAAGUUAUAAAUUUCCAACAUCAAUCAUGUAUUUACCAACUUUCCAGCAUUUUCUGAAAGGCGUCAAGCUUAAAACAUUAGACUUGCUUAGAAUAGGUUAUCAACUUACACACUGUGCUAAAGCUGUGCCUUUGAAAUUCCUUGUUUAAAACAUGAGAUGAUUUUUGUAGGCAGUUUCAGAAAAGACAAAAAAAUACACCCUUCAAUAAUUACUUAUAACUCAACCAAUACCCCCUGCCAUACUGCCUCUUUCAAUGACUUUACUUCAGGGCUUGCCAAGACUGUAAUUGUGCCCAGUGUAUGUAGGUUUACUCCAGAAAACACAAGGGAAUAGCAAAUCGGUGACUUUGGAACCCUGCAGCAACACCAUCCUACUGCUACCUACUGACUUCAUGUAGAUCUGUUAUCCUUAGCAGAUGAUGUUAACACCACUAUGUCAUGGUCGUCCAAAUAUGUGUUUCAUGCAUUUAAAUUAAUUGAGACUGGGACUCAGUUUCCCACCCACCUCCAACCUCCACUAUUCAUUCUGGAAUCCAGUCACUUUCAGUGUUCUGAAGUUAUCCUGUAGUUUCUUUGACCCAAGACUACAAAAGUGAGACCCUGAAGUAAGGUUAAGAUACACUCACAUUAUUUGAGCAACUAUUUCCUUUAUGGCCAAUCUGUGUAUGCUUUUAGAAGUUUACAAAAUGCUUUAUUUUUGUCUGUAACAGUCUCAUUCAUUUCUAUUGAUAAACUGUUUGGACAGAGUGAGGAAGUUUGCCUUGUAUCUCCUAGUGCUAACAAUACACUCCAGUCAUGAGCCAGGCUUUACAAAAUAAAGCACUUUGAUGACUUA
Phyllostomus hastatus (greater spear-nosed bat) is the source of this 3715-nucleotide messenger RNA. RefSeq names its product phosphatidylinositol-5-phosphate 4-kinase type 2 alpha (gene PIP4K2A). The record is from RefSeq and is a predicted model, not a curated record. Lineage: Eukaryota; Metazoa; Chordata; Mammalia; Chiroptera; Phyllostomidae. The coding region runs from base 283 to 1503 and encodes 406 amino acids. The transcript is spliced from 10 exons. Gene Ontology annotation, biological process: phosphatidylinositol metabolic process. Gene Ontology annotation, molecular function: phosphatidylinositol kinase activity.